Pyricularia oryzae 70-15 is the source of this 999-nucleotide messenger RNA. RefSeq lists its product as uncharacterized. The record is from RefSeq and is a predicted model, not a curated record. Bases 1 to 999 code for a protein of 332 amino acids. The transcript has 2 exons. Lineage: Eukaryota; Fungi; Ascomycota; Sordariomycetes; Magnaporthales; Pyriculariaceae.
AUGCCUCCUCAGAUGCCUUGCUCUUCCAUUUUCUUCAGCGGCGCCGUGGCUGGCAGCCUGUUCGCCCAAGCAGCGCUUGCCUACACGGUGGUCCAGAUCCCGUCCCCCUUCAUGACCAAGAACAUCGACCCGAUCGUGUUCCCGGGAGCCUUUGACAAGUCGCACCUGCACUCCUUCUUUGGCGCCGACGCCGUCACCGCCACGACCAGCACCACCGCCCAGCUGCAGGACUCGUGCACAAACGCCGAGAACCCAAACGACCUCUCCAUCUACUGGGUCCCGACGCUCCUAUACACAAAGGACGGCGGCAAGACCCACGAGCCCGUGCCCGUGUCCCGCUUCAGCGCCUACUACAACCUGGGCGAGACCGAAGCCCAGACCGCCAUCCCGCAGGACCUCAAGAUGGUGGCGGGCAACGCCACGGCAAAGUCGGCGGCCGAGAUGCCGGCCGACGCAAAGAUUGCCUGGUUCUGCGAGUCCGAGGCCAACCCGCCACCGGCGGACAAGAACGGCUUCCCCUCAAAGACGUGCACCACGCACCUGCAGCACGUCAUCUUCUUCCCCAACUGCGUCGACAGCGCCACCCUCAAGACGGCGUACAAGUCAAAGAGCGCCGGGACCGCAAACGGCUGCCCCGAGGGCAUGCUCAGCAUGCCGCAGCUGCGCUUCAGCAUCCGCUACGACCUGCGCAGGGUCCUGCCGGGCGGCUGGGACGGCGAGGCCCCCGUGCGCCAGGCCUGCGGCGAGAACGUCUUUUGCUCGCACGGCGACUUCAUCAACGGCUGGUCCAAGGAGGCGGCCGAGAACAUGAUCGGCACCACCAAGGAGAAGUACCACUUCGCCGCUGUCGAGGGCGACCGCAAGAAGAAGGACUGCAAGCAGCGCGACGCCGAUCCCACCCACGGGACCAGCGACUUUGCCGAGAGCGUCAAGCUGAUGAGCAAGCGAUCCGUAGAGACCGUGGGAUGGACUUCGCGCAGCAGGAUGAUGAGGAUCUGA